Tetrahymena thermophila SB210 is the source of this 936-nucleotide messenger RNA. Its product is annotated as transmembrane protein, putative. Lineage: Eukaryota; Ciliophora; Oligohymenophorea; Hymenostomatida; Tetrahymenidae. The transcript has 3 exons. The record is from RefSeq and is a predicted model, not a curated record.
UUUAUAUUUAUGUUUUUAAAUCCAAAGCUAUAAAUUGAAUAGCUAAAUACAAUUGAAUAAAAGAAAAUAAUUAAAAGUGUUUAUUUUUUAUUAGUUUUUAUUCUAAAAUUUAAACUUUUUCUACUUUAAAUCUUUAUUUAGGUUAGUAAAAUCAGAUAAAGAAUAAAUAUCUAUAUUUUUAUAACAAAUUAUAUUAAUAAUUAAAUACAAAUCAAUUAAGUAAAUUAAUUAUAAAUGGUUAAAUAAUAAGGAGAAUCAGACGUAGAAAAUUAGUCACAAAUCGAAAAUAAACCUAUUACUAAAAAAGAACCAAAAAAACCUAAAAUCAAAAAAGAACCUAAAUAAAAUGCAGAAAAAGCGGAAGAUAAAAAAGAGAAGUCAAAUGCUGGUAGACCUAAAAAAAAUGAAGUUAGCUUAGAGUAGUUAGACUUUUCAUAUUCAACAACUAGCUACAAUAUAUCUGCAUUUUCAGUAGAAUUUAGAUAGAGAGUGAUGUGCUAUGGAAACAAAAAAGAUAAUGAUACUGAUCCUUAAGCUAAGUAUCAAUUUAAUGAGCAGUUUUCUAAGUUCGGAAAAAAAAAUAAUAAAUCAUAUUUCACCAAAGAAACUUUAGACGAUUUAAAGAACAGAAUUGACUCUAAAUUAAAUGAAUAAGACUUUACAAAACAUAAAUUAUAUAAUUUUUGUGAAAAUAUCAAGCUAUAAACUGAUGAAUAUUAUGAAAGCCCAGAAUAAAAAUAUUUAGAACACUAAGUUUUUGAUUAAUUAUUAGAAAAAAUAGCCUCAUAAGAUGAUUACAAAUUUAACAAGGAUGAUUUUUAAAAUAUUGAUUAAUGCAAAGUUAUUUUACCAUUUUUUUGGUAAAUAUUGGCUCAGAUUAUGAUUUGUGAAAAAAAUAACGAAAUAUAUCCUUAAUUUUUAGAACUAUUAGACUGA